Messenger RNA from Sporisorium graminicola, 1719 nucleotides. RefSeq lists its product as uncharacterized. Gene Ontology annotation, molecular function: amino acid transmembrane transporter activity. Lineage: Eukaryota; Fungi; Basidiomycota; Ustilaginomycetes; Ustilaginales; Ustilaginaceae. Gene Ontology annotation, cellular component: membrane. The record is from RefSeq and is a predicted model, not a curated record. The coding region runs from base 1 to 1719 and encodes 572 amino acids. Gene Ontology annotation, biological process: amino acid transmembrane transport. The transcript has a single exon.
AUGGCGACCGCCGCCGACCAGAUCCACUCCGGAUCGCCCUAUAACCAAGAGAAAAUCAGCGACUCGGACAGCGAGGUCAAAGGGUACGGCCAUGAUGGCGUCAUCAACACCACAUCGCUCGACCAGCAAAAGCCCCAGGAGCGCCAGCUUCACCGUGCGCUCAAGGGCCGUCAGAUCUCGAUGAUUGCCAUUGGCGGUGCUCUGGGUACAGGUCUCAUCAUCGGUACCGGUUCCGGUUUGUUCAACGGUGGUCCCGCGUCGAUCCUCAUCUCUUACACUGUCAUGGGUUUCUGCUGUGCCGCGGUCAUGUCUGCGCUCGGUGAGAUGUCGACCUACAUGCCCCAUCCUCGCGGCUUUGCUGGUCACGCCACCCGCUUUGUCAGCGACGAAUUCGGUGUGGCUACCGGAUACAACUACCUUUUCAAGUACCUCGUCGUCACCGCCAACAACGUCAAUGCCGCCGCCCUCGUCAUCCGUUACUGGAACGCCGACCUCUCCGGAGGCAUCUGGAUCGCAAUCGUCACCGUCCUCAUCAUCGCGCUCAACUUCGGAGGCCCCAAGUGGUUCGGCGAAGUCGAGUUCUGGCUUUCGUUGGUCAAAAUCGUCACCAUGACGGGUCUUAUCCUGCUGUUGCUCAUCAUUGACCUCGGUGGAUCGCCUACGAAGGACCGCAUUGGUUUCCGCAACUUUCAGGAUGAUCUGGCUUUCAGGCCUUACCCCAAAACGAGCGGAGCUGAGGGCAGGUUUUUGGGUUUCUGGUCGACCAUGGUUACGGCGCUGUUUGCCUACACCGGAACGGAGCUUGUUGGUGUUACCGUUGGCGAGGCGGCCAACCCGCGCAAAUCGGUGCCCAGCGCCAUCAAGAAGACGUUCUUCCGUAUCGCAUUCUUCUACAUCCUCGGCUCUCUGCUUGUUGGUAUGGUGGUGCCUAGCAACGCUCCCGAACUGAAGGCGGCUAACGCCCAAAAGGGUAUUUCCGCUGCAGCCUCGCCCUUCGUCGUCGCGAUCGUGCGUGCCAAGAUUCGCGUUCUUCCCGAUAUCAUCAACGCCGCCAUUCUGAUCUUCUGUAUCUCGGCAGCCAACUCGGACCAGUACAUUGCCGCGCGUACGCUCUACGGCCUCGCGAUCGACGGUAAGGCACCCAAGAUCUUCCGCCGCGUCGACAAGCGCGGUGUCCCCUACGUCGCGCUGUCUGUCACCGCUUUGUUCUGCGCGCUUGCGUUUAUCAACUUGUCUUCGGGUGGUGCGCAAACGUUCUCGUACCUCGUGGCGUCCGUGACCAUGUUCGGCGGUCUGACGUGGAUCUGCAUCCUGGUGUCGCACAUCCACUUUAUGAAGGCGAUGAAGGCGCAGGGGAUGGCGCGCUCCGAGCUGCCAUGGCAGGCGCCGCUGCAGCCGUACGCAUCCUACAUCGCCGUGGUCUUCACCAGCGUUGUCGUCUUCUUCAAGGGCUGGACCGCCUUCCUGCACACGUUCAACUGGAGGACCUUUAUCACCAACUACAUCGGCCUCCCUAUCUUCUUCCUGAUUCUCAUCGGCUGGAAGCUCUGGCACAGGACCAAGUUCCUCAAGCCCACCGAGGUCGAUCUGGUCACCGACGUGCGCGAGUUCGACGAACAGGACGAGCUCGUCUGGAAGCAGGACGAAGAACGUGCCAAGCAGGAGGUCGCCAACGCACCGGCGUACAAGAAGGUCUGGGUGUAUGCCAAGAACUGGUAG